Messenger RNA from Penicillium maclennaniae, 1647 nucleotides. Its product is annotated as amidase. NCBI's taxonomy places the organism in Eukaryota, Fungi, Ascomycota, Eurotiomycetes, Eurotiales, Aspergillaceae. The transcript has 7 exons. Bases 1 to 1647 code for a protein of 548 amino acids. The record is from RefSeq and is a predicted model, not a curated record.
AUGACAACUACGUGGGAAGAACGUGCUGCGGACAAGCGAAACCGUAUCAACGACUCUAUACCUCAGGUAUGGAAGAUCCAAAACCUACCCACGGACGACUCCGUCCUUGAGUUCCCCAAGAAAUCAGGCAUUCUAUCGGACCAAGAACUUGCUAUCACGCAAUCUAGCGCCUCGGAUCUGGUCAAAAAGUUGGCACAGGGCGAACUCAAAGCUGUAGACGUGACAGUUGCCUUUUGCAAAAGGGCCGCUUUGGCGCAUCAGUUGGUAAACUGCUGUCUCGAGUUUUUCCCCGAGACCGCAAUUGCGCAGGCGAAGGAACUUGAUGCCUACUAUGAGAAACACAAGAAGCCUGUUGGUCCCCUUCACGGGCUUCCAAUCUCUCUGAAAGACCAGCUCCGAGUGAAGGGUCUCGAAACUUCAAUGGGAUAUGUAUCUUGGCUAGGCAAACACGAUACCGCCGAAUCCGUCCUUGUAACUCUUCUUCGGAAAGCCGGUGCCGUCUUCUACACCAAGACCAGCGUCCCCCAAACACUCAUGGUGUGUGAGACUGUCAAUAAUAUCAUUGGAAGAACUGUCAAUCCCCGCAAUAAAAACUGGUCGUGCGGUGGAAGCUCUGGAGGCGAGGGGGCAAUGGUCGGGAUCCGGGGCGGUGUCAUUGGAGUUGGAACUGACAUUGGUGGCUCGAUUCGAGUGCCUUCUGCAUUCAACUUCCUCUAUGGUAUCAGACCGAGCCAUGGACGCAUGCCGUAUGCCAAGAUGGCCAAUAGUAUGGAGGGCCAGGAGACUGUGCAUAGUGUCGUUGGUCCUAUUGCGCAUUCCGCGGAAGACUUGAGACUAUUCCUUACUUCAGUUCUGACCGAGGAGCCGUGGAAGUAUGAUUCCAAAGUGGUCCCUAUGCCCUGGAGAUAUGCCGAAGAAGACGCUGUCAAAUCGAAGCUGCAGUCGGGUGGACUCACACUGGGAUAUUAUUCAUGCGAUGGUGUCGUUCUUCCGCACCCACCGAUCCUUCGCGGUAUUGAAACGGUCGUCUCAACAUUGAAAGAGAACGGCCAUUCGGUUCACCCAUGGACACCACAUAAGCAUGACUAUGGACACGAUCUUAUCAAUAAGAUCUACGCCGCAGAUGGAUGCACCGACGUCCUCAGCAGCAUCAAUGCCUCAGGCGAACCCUCUAUCCCCAACAUCAAAGACCUUCUAAACCCAGACGCGGGCCAAAUCAACAUGAACGAACUCUGGGAAGUCCACCUCCAGAAAUGGAACUACCAAAGCGAAUACCUCGACAAGUGGCGCGAGCUAGAAGACAACUUGGGCAAGGAAGUCGAUGCAAUUAUCGCCCCUAUUACCGCGACAGCUGCUAUCCGCCACAACCAGUUCCGGUAUUAUGGUUACGCAUCAGUGAUCAAUUUGCUCGAUUUCACGAGUGUUGUUGUUCCGGUUACCUUUGCGGAUCAGAGAGUUGACCUGAAAAAGGUCGAUUAUCAGUCGCUUGGACAAUUGGAUGCUACCGUUCAGGCCGAAUAUGAUCCCGAGGCCUACCAUGGUGCUCCGGUGGCGGUACAAGUUAUUGGGCGCAGGUUGAGUGAGGAGAAGACUUUGGCCAUUGCGCAGGAGAUUGGACGGUUGCUUGGGAAUGCCGUGACGCCGUAA